Molecule: messenger RNA, 1323 nt
Organism: Nanorana parkeri
Lineage: Eukaryota; Metazoa; Chordata; Amphibia; Anura; Dicroglossidae
Product: gastrula zinc finger protein XlCGF57.1-like
Exons: 2
Coding region: 1-1287 (428 amino acids)
Source: RefSeq, a predicted model, not a curated record
AUGAUGAUGAAGAAGAGUAACCAGGAGGAAUAUUCUCUACAUAUGGACACAAAACUGAAAGACAUCAGGCAAGGACUUCUCAGACACCAGAGAGCCCACACAGGACAAUAUCGUUUUUCCUGUUCAGAAUGCGGAAAAUGUUUCGAUGAUAGAACAAAGCUCCUUAGACACCACAGAAUGCACACAGGCGAACGUCCUUUUUCCUGCUCAGAGUGUGGGAAACGUUUUGCUCAGAAAGAAAACCUUGUUAUACACCAGAGAAUUCACACAGGUGAACGUCCUUUUUCCUGUUCAGAGUGUGGAAAACGUUUCAUUGAGAAAAGGAUACUUAUUAGACACCAGAAACUCCACACAGGUGAGCGUCCUUUUUCCUGCUCAGAGUGUGGUAAACGUUACACAGAAAACGGACGGCUUCUAAGACACCAAAGAAUUCACACAGCUGAAUUUCUGGUUUCCUGUUCAGAGUGUGGGAAAAGUUUCAUUGACAAAGGAAGACUGCUUAAACAUCAGAGAAUUCACACAGAAGUGCGUCCUUUUACAUGUUUAGAGUGUGGAAAGGGUUUUGCUCUGCAGAUGGACCUUUUUCAACAUCAAAAAAUUCACACAGGUGAACAACCUUUUUCCUGUUCAGAGUGCGGGAAACGUUUCCGUGAGAAAGCACAACUUUGUAAACACCAGAGAAUUCACACAGGUGAACGUCCUUUUUCCUGUUUAGAGUGUGGGAAAAGUUACAUUGACAAAGGAAAACUUCGUACACACCAGAGAAUUCACACCGGUGAGCACUGUUUUUUCUGCUCAGAGUGUGGAAAACGUUUCACCCAGAAGAGGGACUUUAUUAUGCACCAAAGAAGUCACACAGGUGAACGUCCUUUUUCUUGUUCAGAGUGUGAGAAAAGUUUUACUGAUAAAAGAACACUAAAUAGACACCAGAGAAUUCACACAGAUGAGCGUCCUUUUUCUUGUUCAGAUUGUGGGAAGUCUUUCACUGGCAAAGGAAAACUUCUUAGUCAUCAGAAAAUCCACUCAAGUAAGUAUUCUUUUUCCUGUUCAGAGUGUGGGAAAUGUUACGCUGAGAAGGCAAAGCUUCUUAGACAUCAGAGAGUACACACAGGUGAGAACUGUUUUGUCUGUCCAGAGUGUGGAAAACGCUUCACCGAGAAUGGGGAGUUUAUUAUACACCAAAGAAUUCAUACAGGUGAACGUCCUUUUUCUUGUUCAGAGUGUGGCAAAACUUUCACUGAUAAAAGAGUACUUAAUAGACACCAGAAACUUCACUCUGCUGAAUGACCGGUUUCCUGUUCGGAAGGCGGGAAAAGUCUUUGU